AUGUUUGGACUGCUGAGGGCAUGGUAUGCGUUGCUCCUGGCCUGGCCAGUGGUCGGAUGGCGGAUGCGAUGCUUGAUGCCGGUCGUGGUUAGUGCCGCUGCCGCCUGCCUCGACUCGAUGGCCUCGGCCGCCUGCCUGCUCGCAGCUCUGGCCGCCUAUGGCUACGUGGUGAUCAAGGGCACGGCACGAUAUGCAGCAUCGUGGCGACGCCCGCUCUCGUUUGGUGACGCGAUUCGGUCCGAGUUUCAAUGGGGCCGCCGAUGGGUGUGGCAGAGUCGGAAGGUCGCCAGCGUGGUCGCUGCCUCUCUCGCCACAGUUGGGCUGACCCGCGAUGUGGCCCUGGGCGCAGGCCUGGUCUUUCUGGCGUGCAUUGAAGCUCGCCUGUAUGCUGCGCUAUUUGCUGGCCGGCGCGACUGGAUCGAACUCGAUCCACAUGCCCAGGCUGUUGUCUCGCUGGCGGUGGUUGGUGACGCUUUCGACGCUGGAUCCGCGACGGCGGCGACGGUAGCAUCAGCCAUCGGGGAGACUGGCGAGGUGGUAGUACCGACGCAAGACGCCGCGCAUGCUUUUCUGGCUUCUCACGGCUUGAAGCAUAGUCUCCGGCUCGAUCAGGCUGGUCAGCGAUGGCAGUGGCGUGCAUGUACCACGACGUCGGCGCCGUGCCCCAUGAUGUAUGCUGUCAACAUACUCGGGCUCAACACGCCGCCGUGCUGCGCAACACGCAUGAUGGAGCUCAUAGGUCGAAUCGGUGAGGUCAUGCAUGCCAUGGGCAUUGUUCAUCACUGGCUCGACGGCGGUACCUUGCUUGGCGCUGUCCGCGACGGCGGCCUCAUUCCAUGGGAGGACGAUGUUGACAUCGGGUUUUAUGACGUGGACCUAUCGCCGGACACCGACCUUGUGCAAGGCUCGCCGUUUAUGCAGCGCCUGCAAGCCGCAGUCACGGCCGCCUUUGGCGGCGUGGCCAUCGUCACCUCAACCGCCAACAUCCACAUAUUUUACCAUGUUGCCCUCAGUCACGGCCACCCGCUCUCUACUGAGCACGAGAUGCUGCGGCACGGGCUGUGGAAUGCACCUCGCAUCGAUCUGGUUCCCUACUCGCGGCACGAGUCUGUCGACGGCCGGGUCUUCCUCCGCCGCAAGGGCGCAAAGGGCGUUGUCGGCGACCUCUCGCUCUCGCCGGGCUUUCCAGUCGACCUCAUCCUCCCGGUCGCCAACGCAAACGUGGCGUCGAUGCAGGCAAGUGUCCCGGCGCAGCCCAUUGCCUUUCUCGAGUUCCUCUACGGUCCUGGAUGGACGACACCGGUGUACACCUACCUCAAGACCGAGACCGCCAAAUACAUCCGCCGCCUCGCCGACGAGCACCACCUCGGGUGCCUCAACGACGGCAGCUCAAGCUCGGACGACGACUCGGGGCCCGACUGGGACGACUUUUGAGCACGCGCUGCUGCUCACUCGCCAAGCUGCGGGAGAAGCGACACCGGCUCGAUGCUCAGCACGUGGCCGGUCGCCUCCUU
This is a messenger RNA of Thecamonas trahens ATCC 50062, 1514 nucleotides long. RefSeq lists its product as uncharacterized. The transcript has a single exon. The coding region runs from base 1 to 1434 and encodes 477 amino acids. The record is from RefSeq and is a predicted model, not a curated record. NCBI's taxonomy places the organism in Eukaryota, Apusomonadida, Apusomonadidae.